This is a messenger RNA of Miscanthus lutarioriparius, 711 nucleotides long. NCBI's taxonomy places the organism in Eukaryota, Viridiplantae, Streptophyta, Magnoliopsida, Poales, Poaceae. The record is from the annotation of a GenBank genome assembly.
AUGGGGAGGGGGAAGAUAGUGAUAAGGAGGAUCGACAACUCGACGAGCAGGCAGGUGACCUUCUCUAAGAGGCGGAACGGGCUGCUGAAGAAGGCAAAGGAGCUCUCCAUCCUCUGCGAUGCGGAGGUUGGCCUCAUCAUCUUCUCCAUCACCGGCAGGCUCUACGAGUUCUCCAGCACCAACAUGAAAGCUGUGAUAGACCGAUACGGAAAAGCAAAAGAGGAGCAGAUUGGCACCAACAAUGCAACUUCAGAACUCAUGCUCUGGCAAAGGGAGGCAGCAAGCUUGAGGCAACAACUGCACAACUUGCAAGAAAGCCACAAGCAACUAAUGGGAGAGGAGCUUUCAGGCCUAGGUGUAAGAAACCUCCAAAAUUUAGAGAGUCGUCUUGCAAUGAGCCUGCGUAGUAUCAGAAUGAGGAAGGACCAUAUUUUGAAAAGUGAAAUUGAAGAGUUACACAGAAAGGGUAGCCUAAUUCACGAGGAAAACAUGGAACUCGGUGGAAGAGUACAUAUCAUGUCAUGGCAAAUAGUGGAACUACAAAGGAAGGCCAGUGAACCAAGAGGUGUUGCUGAUGCAAGCUCUAGCACUCCCUACAGCUUUAGUAUUACAACACAAUAUGCAGAUGUCCCUGCUAAUCUUGAACAGAGGCAAUCACAACAAAGAGAGGGGGAUCGAUGCAAGGAAUUGAUGGCUCCUGAACUGGGGUAA